AACUUCCGGUCUCCUCUGUCUUUAGGUGAGCGUGCUCAAAAUCCCCCUCGACCCCGGCUGCAUCGGCGACUCCGCGACCCCACCGCCGGCCUCCGCCCUCUUCGCACCGGCGACCUCCCCUCCUCUCCCUUCCCUUCCCUUCCCUUCCCCCAUAUCGAGAAGGGAGGCCAUGGUGCUCCCGACACGGUUGGAUCCAGACCAAGCCCGUGGGGUUCCAGCUCGACCUCCUCGCAGCGACCACGGCGGCGGGAUCCGCGGAUCCAUGGCCACGGCGGUGCGAGCGCGCAGACGCAGCCUUGAGAAGGGAGGAGGCAGGGCGGCCAUGGCGUUCCCGCCGCAGCCGGGUCACUGGCUCCACCUCCACCACGAGCUCCUCGCAGUUGUCAGUGACGACGGCGGCUCCGAACCCUAGCGGACGCUCCUGCUCGUCUUCCUCCACACCUCUGCUCGUGCCCGUCUUCCUCGGCGCCAUAUUCAGCACCUACAAGAACGCAGCUUCCUCUCCCGCGACAGGGGAUGGAACUUGUCAAAUCUUGGUCUGAAGGGAAUGUUAUCUCCUGACAUUGGGCAGCUUACUAAUAUGCGUUUUCUUGUACUGCACAGGAACUUGUUCUAUGGUAUUAUCCCUAGAGAGAUGGGAGAUUUACGAGAGCUGAAGGUGUUGGAUCUGGGGUACAAUAACUUCAAUGGAUCAAUUCCAUCAGAGCUAAUAAACAUGUUAUCCCUGGAAUUUAUACUUUAUGGUGAUUUACCUCUUGAACUAAAUGAGCUCAUCAGUCUGUGUGAGUCUCAGGUUCGCCACGGCAGGACUUUCUCAAAUAGGAUGCCCGCUGCAAGAUUUUUCAUUCUAGGUUGUGGAAAAACGGAUGUAGCAUUCCUUCUACAAGUUGUGAUGAGCUGGGACACAGAAGAAGAGAGCCGACAAGAAGUUGCACAGCGGUUCGCUCUGGUGUCGCUGCCAAUGGCGUUGCGCAAAGUGCAGACUGCAGGCUAGAUGCGUACGAGUCCGUCCCUACGUCCACGAUGUCGAAGCAUAGGAAAUCAAGUCAAUUAGAUAGUAUAUCUGGUUAUGAAAGUUGUCUUUUGUGUACGCAGUUUUGCCAUUAUUUUGUAAAAGCUUUGAGUUUUUGAUAAUGUAAUUGUCUUACUAAUAACACAUUUAAUCAAUUCGUGCAAGGCUAAUAGCCAAGUUAUGCACAAAUUGUUCAUGUUUCCUUGAUGACUGCUAUUGUCAGAAGAUUUUUUUCAGCAUUUAAGUAAUACCGAUCCCACUUUCAGUUAUGUAUGCAAAGGCCAGUAGAAAGGUAAUGACUGCUCCUUGCUGGUCGGAUAUUUCCUAUUUCCAGGCUUUAUCUCAUUCUACUUUUCGCACCAUGCUGAUUUGUGAAUGAGAACCUACAUGAUCAUCCACCCUGAUUUGUAAUUCGUAGUCACAUCCAGACACUCAGGUAUGCAAUAUGGUUUUGCUCUUUUUGUGUGAUUGUCAGCAUUCCCCGCUGUUUCUUACAAUCAGAGAAAAAC
Triticum aestivum (bread wheat) is the source of this 1521-nucleotide messenger RNA. RefSeq names its product probable LRR receptor-like serine/threonine-protein kinase At1g63430. The transcript has 5 exons. The record is from RefSeq and is a predicted model, not a curated record. Bases 548 to 994 code for a protein of 148 amino acids. NCBI's taxonomy places the organism in Eukaryota, Viridiplantae, Streptophyta, Magnoliopsida, Poales, Poaceae. Gene Ontology annotation, molecular function: protein binding.